Molecule: messenger RNA, 3589 nt
Organism: Harpegnathos saltator (Jerdon's jumping ant)
Lineage: Eukaryota; Metazoa; Arthropoda; Insecta; Hymenoptera; Formicidae
Product: NECAP-like protein CG9132
Exons: 3
Coding region: 130-867 (245 amino acids)
Biological process (GO): endocytosis
Cellular component (GO): clathrin vesicle coat; membrane
Source: RefSeq, a predicted model, not a curated record
AGUUAUCAAAUCACGGCGGACAUUCGUCAUAAGAUACACACAAACGCAACACUUUCGAACGGCAGCUUCGUGAGAGCUGCCCGUGGUUACUUUUACGUUCGCGCAUUGUGAAAGUCGUCGGAAAACGCGAUGGAAACGUACGAGAGUGUCCUGCUGGUGAAAUCCGAAGUAUUCGUCUUCAAAAUUCCGCCAAGGUCAACCAACAGGGGUUAUCGGGCAGCUGACUGGAACUUGCAGGAGCCUUCAUGGACUGGUCGCAUGCGUCUGGUAUCGCAAGGAGACAGCAUAACGAUAAAACUAGAGGACAAGGUCACGGGCGAACUGUUUGCAAAGUGUCCGAUCGAGCAGUAUCCUGGAAUAGCUGUAGAAACAGUCACUGACUCUUCCCGAUAUUUUGUUCUGAGAAUUCAGGAUGACAAUGGGAGAUCGGCUUUCAUAGGUGUUGGUUUCUUAGAUAGGUCUGACAGUUUCGACUUGAAUGUCGCUCUUCAAGAUCAUUUCAAGUGGCUGAAGAAUCGGGAACAAAUUGAAAAGGAGAAGGAAAAACCGAAACAGGAGUUGGAUCUCAGGUUCAAGGAGGGUGAAACUAUCAAAAUCAACAUGAAGAUCACUAAAAAGGAUGGCAGCGAGGUCUCAUCCAAAGCAAGACAACGUACCAAUCCAGCCAUGGGUUUACCACCUCCACCUGGUGGUGUCAAAAUCGCACCGCCACCAGCGAAAACUCCAACAUCCUCACCAGCCCACAAACCACCGCAAAGUCAAAGUCAAGGUACUACAGGUUCAGAGUGGGGUGAAUUUGCCAGUGCUUCUCAGGCAGCAUCGGCACCCACACCCCCAGUGGCUAAUGCCAGUUGGGUGCAGUUUUAAUUUUCCAAACAUAUGUAUAUAACGUAAUAUAUGUAAUAUACACAUAGCAACAUCUGAAAUAGCAGUGCUAUAAGAAUCUAGAUUGUAACACAUACAGGGCAGUUUGCUCACAAGAUACUGUUGGAUUGUCGUUACUAUCAAGUGGACUAUCCUGUAUUGUAAUUCAGUGUUAAUUGUGUGCAUACAUGUAUUUUAAGUGCGCACGCACAGCUCGAGACUUUAAGGAUGAAUAUCGGAAGGGUGUCUGUGAAUAGCCGAAUUUGCCGAAAGAGUUUGAUGUAUAUUUCCAAUACUAUACAGUGUGUGACGAAAAUUAUAGUGGCAACGGGGAAAGGGGUAAUAUUUUCUCAUGGAAAGCAGUGGCUUUCGCGCAUACAAGACUCUUAGAGUUUCCUGAAGUUGAUAUAUAUUUUUCUCUAUGAAGAAGUAUUCCUUCCCGAUUGUUCUGUGAUUGGCUCUAGCACCCUGUAUGAUAGUAUUGUACUUAUAAAUACUGCUUGAGGACUCUCAAUAUUACUUUCGGAUAUCCAGUGUAUUUGAAUAAUGUAUUUGAAUAUGGAAUUCUUAUUCACAUAUAAAUGUCAAUAUCAGAUGCAUUUAGUGCCUUGUGUAAACUAGUUUUCAACGAAUUGGAAGUAAACUCAAGACGAUUCAAGACAAUGUUAGUACUUACAUGAAUGCAACGUAAUAAUCAGCUUCCUUUCGGCGAUCCUUUCCAACUUUCACAGAGAUUUGACUCAAGAAUACAUGACUGAAAAUGAUCACUUAAACUUUUAAUGCUCAGACAUCAUGGAAUAAGUAUUUUUGAACAUUGAGAAAAAAGGCAGAUCUAAUUUAUACAAUUCUGAUUUUCUGAGUAUUGACUACGCUAAUUAUUCUAUCGCGCAAUAUGGAUUAUCAUUGGAAGCAUAAUGCAUAUAUAUCUUGAGUAUGCAUUUAAUGUAAUUGACCGCUUGACCUCGGCUGUUAGCUAACGAUUUCAAUCGUUGUAAAUAUUACAGAGCCUACUGUAAAAACAGGGCCUAUUUUUCUCUUGUACACUGGAUGUCCAUAAAGUUCUUCACAUUCAAUCUUAAUACAAUCGUAUUCCCUCCGUACGAAUACGUGUUUUCGUUUUGAAUUUUCAUUCGUUGAAAUUAAGUUUCUACUAUUUCAAAUAAUACAUCUUUCAACCUGUGUUCUUUUUCUCCAAAAGUAUUUUUUUCGUUUGCCGUCUAAGAUAUAUUAAUUAUUCAUUAGCCAAAGGCACAUUAUAUUAUUAAUAAUAUUUUGUAAAAAAUAUAAGCCUAAUGUAUCUGUAGGGGAGAAUAUUUAACUACAUUAUAGGAAAUAUUAUAUUUUUUGCAUUUUUUUCCUUUUUUGGACUUUAGCAGAUAUUUAUUUUCUAAUUACAAGAACAAUUCUAAAUUAAAUUUCGAGAAAUUAAGCGGAAAUUUUUGCAGAUUGAAUUUUAGCGGAAUAGCGGAAUAAUCGAAUUUUUCUAUCCAACAAAGAUAAUAAAAAUGCGAUUUAAUUUCUCGUUUAUUUAAUGCGAUAUAAGUGAAUGUUCAAAAUUUUUACUUGUUUCGAACUUCUAUUACAAAUAUUUGCAGCAAUUUUUAACUUUAUAUUUACAUAUCUUAUGAGCAUUAUGAGUAAGCUAUUGAAAAAAAAUGUUACACAAACCUGAGGAAUAUGUGCGAGAAUUCUAUGUGAUGAAAAAUAAUUGCCUUCGCGGCAAAGAUUAGAUAGAAUGUUACUAUCUAUGAUGCGCAUUAAUUAGAUCAUAAAUUGUGUACAAUGUUAUUUAUAUAUUACUCUGCUAAAUUUUAAUAUAAAAUGUAGAAUAGCCUUGUUAAGCAUUAAUAUUAGCAUGAAUCUUGUUGAAUGAAUGUUUAGACGCGAUUGCGUUACAUAUGUUGUUUCCAUUUUCAAAAAUUUGGAGAAUUAUCUCUUAUAGAAAAUGUCCCAAAAAAGUGCGAACUGACAGCGGAAAAUACGUCGUGCGGACAAAUUGUAUAAAGAUAUUAGUGAAGAUUUAUAAUCAGAGAGCCAUCUCGAAUACGUCAAACGUUGGAAGAUUUCAAGAAACGUGGGUAGAUACUGUCAUAUCAUGUAUAAGAAGAUAUUGUUUAAACGAUUAAAUAAUAGACUACUAAUAUAUAUAGAUAGUAUGAUAAUUUUUAAAUGUUUAGAAGAAAUUUGCUGUAGUGAAAUUUUUAUCAUAGGAACAGCUAUGCUAAGAUAUAUUUAGGAUUAUCACUAAGGCAACAUGUCAGUAACACACGAAACGAAAUUAAGACUUUAUUAUUUGAGCUGUAAGAUAUCUUCAUCGAAAAACAAAAAUAUUGAGAAGCCUUAAAAUUAUUCUGCUGCUGUUUCAUGGGCUUUCUUGGGAUGUCCCACAUACACACACACACACACAUAUUGGCACAUAUUUAGUUCUGAUAUAUAACAUAUUAAUGUACCACUUAUAAAUGAAAAAUUGCGUUACAAUUUAUAUACAUGAAAGAUCACAAAUUAAAAAUUUGCCUGUGUGCCCUAGCAGCGGGGCAUCAGAGAGAUCUGGUACCUAUUCCAGUGUUCUGUUUGAUGAUCAAAUGAUCCGAGUAAUUGUUAUGAUGUAUCGCGUGUUACAUAUUGAUAGCAACUAAAAGAGAAUCACUUUAAUUGAUAAUUACAUUCCAUAUUUUUUAUUUUCUGUAAACAUAUUGCAAGAAUAAAUAUCAGAUUUAAGUUGAAA